This is a messenger RNA of Aphidius gifuensis, 6484 nucleotides long. Its product is annotated as AP2/ERF domain-containing protein PFD0985w-like. Bases 745 to 5334 code for a protein of 1529 amino acids. Gene Ontology annotation, molecular function: ATP binding; protein kinase activity. The transcript has 7 exons. The record is from RefSeq and is a predicted model, not a curated record. NCBI's taxonomy places the organism in Eukaryota, Metazoa, Arthropoda, Insecta, Hymenoptera, Braconidae. Gene Ontology annotation, biological process: protein phosphorylation.
UCAAACAUUACUCUCCAAACUCUCGAAUUAAUUUUCAGUCUGUUUUCUCUUUAGGUGAAUAAAAAAAAAAAACUCCUACGCGUGUUAAUUUAUCUAAAAGAAAGAGAGAGUUUAUCUUCACUUUGUGUAGGUGGUGAUGGUAAUGAUGAUGAUCAUGAUGAUAAUAAUGAUGGUGUUGUUCUAAACCAUCUCCAAAAAAUACACAAUAGUUUUUCCAUUAUUAUCUCUCUUCUCUCUCUCACACAUACACACCAUCUAUUUCCAUUUCCUACGGACAAAAUAAGAGAAAAAAAAAAAACAAAAAAAAAUAAUAAUAACCGUGGUCGUGUCAUCAUCACUUGAUAUUACUAUUGAAUUAACGUUCUAUAAAAUCAUCAAAGUUGAAUAAUAUAACAGUGUUGAUCAUUAUUAUUAUUAACAAUGAUAAUUAAAAGAAAAAAAAAAAACACAACAAAUGUGUUUGAUUUAAUUGUUUAUUCAUAAAGGAUUGUCUUUGAUAAAAUUAUUAAAAAAAGGUGUGAGUUAAAUUGUACAAUUACCAACAUUUAUUUUUUAAUAUAAAUACAUAUAUCUUGUUGUUGGUUAUCUUGAUGAUUCAUUUAUUUUUUAUCUAAAUUAUGACUGUUGAUGUAUUUUAAUAGACAACAAUAAAAGUUUUUUUGUUAAUUUGUUUAUUAAUUUAAUUAAAAAAUUAAUAUAUAAAAAAUAAAAAUAUAUUUAAUUUGUUGUUGAGGAAAUGGAAAAAUGUAUUUUAUUAUAAAAUUUUGGUGGAUAUACUGGAUAUUUGAUAGUGUCAAUAUUGUUUUGACAUUUCCUAUAAAAUUGACAGAAACAAAUAGAGAUGACAUUGAAAAGUUGCAAUAUCAAUUUCAAUAUGUUGUAACAUCUGGUGCUGGAUUAUUGAUGUUGAUAAUUUGUGUUGUUGGUUGUAUGUGCUGUAAAAAACAACGUAAUUUGUCAAAAGGUUUUGAGAAUUCUAAUGGAGUUGAUAAACAGAAAUUUAAUAAUGGAAGUACAGCUGGUAGUGAACGUGGACUUGAACUUGAAGCACCAAGAUUUGAAAGUGAAGCUAAAUUACAAUUAAAAUCAUUAUCAGUUGAUAAUUUUGUAAAUGAUAUUAAAAUAAUAAACAAACCAAAACCACCAAUAUUAUUACAUGAUGAUGAUGAUAAUAAUAUUGAAUAUGAUGAAAAAUUAACAAUAAAUGAAUGGCUUGAUUCUGAUCUUCAUGUAUCACGUGAUUGUUUAAAAUAUUUAUGUGAAAUUGGUCGUGGUUGGUUUGGCAAAGUUGUUGAAGGUACACAAACUACAAAAACAACAAGUAAUAUUGAUAAUAAUGAAACUAAUAAUAAUCCAAAAAGUAUUAUUGUUAGAAUAUUAACUGAAGAAGCAUCAACAAAUGAAAAAUCAUGGUUUUUAAAUGAAUCAUUAUUAUAUUUAAAAUUAAAACAUAAAAAUAUAUUAUCAUUAUAUGGUAUUUGUAUUGAAAAUGAUCCGUAUCUUUUGAUAUUUGAAUCAUGUAAAUUUGGUGAUUUAAAAAGUUUUUUAAUUAAAAAUAAUAAUUCAAAUGAUUUAAUUAAUAAUAAUGUUAUAUUAAAAAUGACAAUUGACAUAACAUCUGCACUUGAUUAUAUGCAUAAAAAUGAUUUUUCACAUACUGAUUUAUCAGCAAGAAAUUGUUUAGUUACAAAUAAUUUAACAAUUAAACUUGGUGAUUAUGGUAUUAGUGUUGAUAAAUAUCCAAAUGAUUAUUAUGUUGUUGAUGAUCGUGCAUUACCAAUACGUUGGUCAGCACCAGAAAGUAUUAUUUGUACAGAUACAACAAUUGUCACACGUUCAAUAACACAAAAAGCAAAUAUUUGGAGUUAUUCAAUAUUAUUAUGGGAAAUUAUUAAUUGGGGAAAAAGACCAUAUGAUGAUUUAUGUGAUGAAAAAGUUAUUGAAAUGAUAUUGCUAAAUAAAUAUCAUGAUAAUUUAAUUAUAAAUAAUGAUAAUACAUGUAAAUUAUUAUGUUUAAUUGAUGCUAUGAAAUUAUGUUGGAAAUAUUUGCCAAAUGAACGUGCAACACUUGAUGAUAUACAGAAAAUUUUACAUGAUAAUAUUAAUGAUAGCUUUGAUGAACGUUGGAGUAUACUUGGAAAUAAUUUUAAAGAACUUGGAAGAUGUACAAGUUUAAAAGAAUUACGUAAAUAUAAUGAUGAUGAUGAUGAUAAUAUAAUGAAUAAUGAAAUUAAAAUAUCUACAUCAUCGUCAUCAAUAUUAAAUACAAAUCAACAACGUGCAAUAUUUAAACUUGGACCAGAUGAAUUAAUAAUUAAUAAUAAUCAAUUAUCAAAUGAAUCUGGUUCAGAAACUGAAGAAGAAAGUUGGCGUGGUAGAGUUGAACGUGGUGUUUAUACUGAAAAAGUAAAACAAAAAUCAAAAUCAGUUGCUGAUUUAAUGAUUCUAACACAUAUUGAUUCUGAUUCAGAUGUUGAAUUAUCAUCAAUGGCAUCACAAAUAAAUGAUAAAAUUGGUAAAAAAAAAUUAACAACAACUGGUAGUGUUGAUGAUUUACGUUUUACAAAAUUAAAUACAACAAAAUUUAAUGAUGAAUUAAAAAAAUUACGUAAUCCAAUAAAUAAUGAUAUAAUAUCCAAAGAAAAAUUAGAUAAUAUUAAUAUUAAAUUUACAUCAACACCAAAUAAAAUUAAUAAUUAUAAUAAUAAUAUAAAUGAUGAUAUAAAAAGCAAUUAUGUUGAUGUUGAACUUUGGAAUAAUGCAAUUGAAUAUGAACUUGAUAAUAAGAUACCUGGUUUUGAUAUUGAAACAAUAACAUUUGAUGAUAAUUUAAUUGUUAAUAAUGAUGAAAAAAAUAUAAUAAAAACAACAACAACAACAGCAACAACACCAGAUACACCACAAUCACAUGAUGGUGAUGUGUCUGUUGAUGAUGAUGAUAUAGAAAAAAUAAAUAGAAUAACAACUUGUGAUGAAGAAGAACGUAAAAAUUUAUCAACACCAGAUGAUGAAAGAAGUUCCGACAGUGGUUUUCGUGAUAAAGAAUCAUGUGAAGAUGAAGAUAAUCAAAUAACAACAAUUAUUGAAUCAUUAUCAUACAAUAGUUUACCAGCAACAUCAAAUUCAACAACUGAAGAAGAACAAUUAAAAAUACUUUAUGAACUUGAUUGUAUUUUAGAUGCUGAAUGUAGUGGUAAUUAUGAAGAUAAUAAUUAUCAAUUAAUAACAAAAGAAUCAUCUUCAAAUAUUGAAUAUAAUAAUGACAUUCAAUCAUCACAAUUAUCAUCAGAUAAUGAUGAUAAUAAUCAAUCAAUUAUUGAAGUAAUAAAUAACAUUGAUGAUACUGAAUUUUUAGAUAAUAAUAAACUAAUAAAUAAUACUGAUAAUUGUACAAAUAAUAUAAUUAAUAAUAGUAAUAAUAAUGAUGAUGAUGAAAGUUCAACAAUAAGUUUAAAAAGUGACAAUUCAUAUGUAUCAUUUCAUUUGGAUGAUGAAUUUGUUGCUGCAAUUAGAAAUGAGCUACGUGAAAAACUUCCACAUGCACAAAUGUCAAUUGUUGAAGCACCAGAAUUACAUGAUGAUGAUGAUGAUAAAAAUACAUCAAUUAAUAAAAAUAUAACACCAACAAGUGCCUGGAAUUAUGAUGACGAGGAUGAUGAUAAUGAUGAAACAAAAAAUUGUGAUUUUAGAAAAAAUAUUGAUAUUGCAAUAAGAUAUAAUAUUUAUGGUACACCAUUGAGUCCAAUAAUGGAAGAACGUGAAAGUACUGUAACAUCUGAUGCAUUAUUAUCAAAAGAUAAUUCAAAUGAUUUAUCAGAUGCAUCAAAAUUAUCAAAUUUACCAGAUGAUGAAGUUAUUAUAAUUGAUACUAAAACAAAUAAAUUUUUAUCAAUUGAUGAUGAUGAUCGUGAUACAACAAAUGGUGAUUUAUCUGACGAUGAAAAUAUGGAUUAUAUUGUUGAAAAUAAUAGAGUUAAAUAUAAGCUAUCGAGUGAUAAUAAAUUUUUAAAUUGUGGUGUACCAUUACCAAGUCCAGAAGAGGAAUCAAAAUGGCAUGGUAAAUUUACAAUUCCAUUGGCAAAUCAACAGGAUGUUAUUAUGUCAACAAGUUUUAGUAAUGAUCAUGAUUGGAAUAGUCAAGAUGAGGAUGAUGAAGAUGAUGAGGAUGAAAAUACAACAGAUAAACAUACUGAUGAUGAUGAGGAUGAGGAUGAAGAUGAUGAAGAAAAUAGCUCAAGUUCUGGUGAAUUUGUUUGGAAACCUUAUGAUGAAAAAACAAUUGAUAAAAAUGACAACAAAGAAAUUAUAAAUACAAAUGAAUUGAAUGAUAUCAAAGAAAAAAUUGAUGAAGAAGAAGCAGCUGAUGAUGGAGAUGAUGAUGAUGAUGAAGAAGAAGAAUUUACACCAUCAGCUUGGGAUGCAACACUUGCUCCACAUAGAUCUGCUCUUAGAUCACCUGAAAAAAAAACUACAAAAACAGGAGAUCAAAAAAAAAAUGUGUGGUUUAAAAAACAACGUUAUCAUUGUGUCUAUGAAUAUCCAAAAGAAACACCAGUAUCAGAUUGUCAGGGACAAGCUGGUACAACUUGGGAGCCAACAUCAUAUGCUGAUUGGGAAGAAAUGAUGGACGAGCCAAAACUUGAUGUUUAUUCAAUUGACUAUGAUGAUUCAAAUUUUACUGGUGAUGAAGAAUUUUCAGUUAGCAGUGGUAGUCGUCCAUUCCAAUUCAAUGCUGGUAAUGGUAAAUACGUUAGUCAAUUUUUUCCAGGUGCAAGUACAGAUACAACACAAUUAAAUAAUGAAAAUAUACAAAUUGAUAAUCAACAGCAGAAACAAUUAGGUGAACUUCGUCAUACUAGAAAUAAAUUAAAGCUUAAUUUAUCAAUAAAUAAUGAUAAAUUAAUUAAUUCAACAAUAAUUAAUUUAUCUGAUGAUAGUGAUAAUGAUAAUACAAUAAAUUUUGAAAUAAAUAAUAGUUCUGAAUCAUCAAAAGAUGAUAGUGGAUCAAAUUUAGUAUCAAUUGAAAGAUCAUCAAUUGAAUCAUCAUCAGAAUUAUCAUGUAAUGAUGAUUUAAAUGGUAAAAAUAAUAAUAUUGAAAUUAAUAAUACAUCAAAAUCAUCUGGACGUCCUUUAUCUAUUCAAAAUAAUAAUUAUGUUGAUGAUAAUAUGACAUCAAUGACUCAUGAACAUCAUAAAGAUGAUAAUAAAUUAACUGAUAAUAAUGUAAAUGAUACAGUUAAAUUGUCCAAUGAUGAAAGUAAUAUUAUCAAUGAUUUAACAUUACCAAAUAAAUUAAAUAAUGAUAGCAAUGAUUUACAUGAAAUUCAUCAAUGAAUUUCAUUAUUGAAUAUUUCGAUUGAAAUUAAAAAAUAAUUAACAGAAAAAAAAAGGUAAUAAGAGCUCAAUUGGCAAUAAAUCCGUCCUAUAAAAAAAAAAAUAAAUAAUAACACUCAAAGGAUUUAAAAAACAAAAGAAAAAAUAAUAAUUUUCUUUUUUUUUUUGUAAAUAUUUAAUUCUUAUUAGUGCAAAAUAAUUAUUUUAGAAUUUUUUUUUUUUAUAAAAGUUGAUACAGAGCACCAGUUUAUGUAAAUAUUUAUAACAAUUUAUAAUUUUUAAUUAAUUAAGAUGACUAAAUAUAAAUUUUAAUUUGUUGAUUAUACAUAGGUAAAAUAAUUUUAAUUUAUUAAGACAAAAGGGUAAAACGUAAUUUAUAUUGUUGCUAUUUUUUUUAAAUAAUAAUUUCAUGUAAUUUUAUUUAAAUUGAUCUGAAAUUAAUUAAUUUGUUAUAUCAUGAGCUCUCUAUUUUUAAAAGUAUUAUGCAUUGAUGCAGAAUAAACUAAAUAAAAAUAAAGGCAAAUAAUAGGAUUUGAAAAAGAAAAAAGAUUUGAAUGAAAUUAAAAAAAAAAAGGCAUUAAAAGGGUCAUUGACCUUGACGUUAAAUCCCAUCACCAGAGGAAGUUGUGAUAAUUUUUUUUUUCAUCUCUUAUUUUCAGUCAAUUUAUUUUAGUCUUAUCAUGUGAACAGUCAUCCUUCCGGUCUCAAAAAUCAUGCACCAAAAUUAAUUGUUUAUAAAUAAAAAGUAAAAUUUUAUUAUAUAUUUAAAAUUGUGCAAUUUUUCAUAAUUAAUAUAAAUUUAAAAUUAAAUUAUUAAAUUUCAUAAACGUUAUUAAUAAAAUUGCCUUUAUAAAUUCAUCAAUGCCUUAAAUAUAAUUUUCAUUAAUUUUUAUACUUACUAAUUUAUUUUGAAAAUUUAUAAUGCUUAAAUUAUUGUUACUAUUAGCUUUAUUUAACAAUAAAUAAUUUAAAAAAUCAAUUAUUGUUAUAAAAAAAAAAAAUUACAAUGUUUAUAUAAUUUUUGUUUAACAAAAAAUAAGUUUUAUUUUGUUGAAUGAACACCAAUAUUGCACAAAUAUACACAAUUUUAAUAAAAUUUCAAUAAAUGUAAAAAAUUAUGCAUUAUAAUAAAUGACUAUUAUUAAAAAUA